GGGGGGGCAACGUCCCAACGAAAGCAGAGAAGAGCAUCAGAAAAAGGAAUGGGAAGAAGAAGCUGCAAUCGAAUCGUCCCCGAUCGUUGAAUUCUACUACCGAGAUACAUACAUACAUUUUUGUGUAGAAAUUAGAGGUUGUAAUUGAUAAUUCGGGUGGUCGUCGCAAGCCUUGCGUCUUGUCUUGAUCAAGAAGAAAGCUGUUCAUCUCUGACGCGUUUGCGAGGAGCUUAAAUCUGAUCUUCCUUCGCAGAAGGGGAGAGGGAAGACAAGUCUUUAAUCGCGCUGAUCAAAUCGGCAUCGGCCAUGGGGCAAGCCUUUCGCAAGCUCUUCGAUACCUUCUUCGGCAAUUCUGAGAUGAGGGUUGUGAUGCUUGGCCUGGAUGCCGCUGGUAAAACAACUAUCUUGUAUAAACUGCACAUUGGAGAAGUUCUAUCAACAGUUCCCACAAUUGGUUUCAAUGUGGAGAAAGUACAGUAUAAGAAUGUGAUGUUCACAGUUUGGGAUGUAGGAGGACAAGAGAAAUUAAGGCCACUUUGGAGGCAUUACUUCAAUAACACAGAUGGACUGAUUUAUGUUGUUGACUCUUUGGAUCGAGAGAGAAUUGGAAGAGCAAAACAAGAGUUUCAGGCCAUUAUAAGAGAUCCAUUCAUGCUUAACAGCAUCAUUCUGGUGUUUGCAAACAAACAGGAUAUGAGUUAUAUUUUCCAACUGGCAGCUGCCCGCUGAGGGCCCUAUUUCAUGUUUCUAUGUCAAUGGGGUGCUUCAGUUGUUUGGGUACUGCAAGCACCCUAGUUUCUCUCAUGGCAUAUACCAUGCGGCGCUGCUUGUACCUUGAGAGUUGAGACAAAUGCAUGGCCUAUCCUUUUUAUAUCUAUCUCAAAAUAUGGACUGUAUAGAUUCUUUCCAGUUUCUGGCAUGCCUGCUGUGACUGAUCUAAUCAAACAUUAGAUGGAACUUUUGUCUAUCUUCACAUCUAACUCAAAACUUCAUCAAAACCACCUUGGUUAAGAGAUGACCUCUCUCUAAUCAUCAAGUCGUUUCUUUUGGUACAUCUGAUGAUCUCAUAGUUUUGUGAUGCUGAUCCUCAUUGGCGUUAUAAGAUAUCAUGCCAAUCUUUGUAGGACCCUAAAGCCAUGUCCCUUAUUUUUUGCGUGAAAGAAACCCAAAGAAAAUCAACUUAUUUAUGCUACGAUUGCUCGCAAAGUUUCUUCAGUAGUGUAAGCAAAUACACUGAUGCAAAGUCCUAUUAAUCUCUAUUAUGUCAUCCCUUAUUAUUUGCGCGAAGGAAACCCAAAGAAAGUCAAUUUAUUUAUGCUAUGACUGCUCGCAAAGUUUCUUCAGUAGUGCAAGCAAGUACACUAAUGCAAAUUGCUAUUAA
Molecule: messenger RNA, 1381 nt
Organism: Diospyros lotus (date-plum)
Lineage: Eukaryota; Viridiplantae; Streptophyta; Magnoliopsida; Ericales; Ebenaceae
Exons: 6
Coding region: 307-729 (140 amino acids)
Biological process (GO): intracellular protein transport; vesicle-mediated transport
Cellular component (GO): cytoplasm
Molecular function (GO): GTPase activity; GTP binding
Source: RefSeq, a predicted model, not a curated record